UAUCAGUCUAUAAUUUUAGCCAAUCGCCUGCGUUGUUCUAAGAAAACCACCCGUCCUGUCAGGUCAUGUUCUCAAAAAUUGAACUAGUCACAUGCGGACUUGUUUUACAACAUUCUUAACUUUUCAAUGAUACAGAGCAGACGUGAUUUUACUAAGAGCAAUUUUUUUAAAGGAUUAAGUGAACAUUUUGGAUAAAAUGACGUUACCAGACAAAGAACAAGCGAACAAUAUGCAAAAUAAAAAAGUUGAAAAAAGCUUGGGUGAUACCCUAGCUAAGGUGAUGGUAAGAGCUAAAGCAGAAGAUAGGGUUACAAGUGGAGUGUUCGAGUGUGCAAGCUACUUGGAAAGCUACCCGGAUUUGGUGAUGUUGUGCUUGUUGCCAGAGGCAACACCAGAUGACAUCGCUGCAUCCAUUCAACAUAAACUAAUAGAAGCAUACUGUUUGGAGAACGACAUACAAGUUGCCAAGAUAAACAAUUGUGAGAAGUUCAUCUCGUUACUUGGCAACGAUACUCCGCAGCAGAAGUCAGCAAACGACAACCCAGUUAUGUCCCCUUCUUUGGACUUUUCCUGCGUCUUGAUUGGAUGGCCUCCGAAGGAAAAGUCAAACAAGCACGAAAAUCGAUUGAUGGAGCAAAUCUGGCCUAAUCAAAUCAUCGACUUACCCAUUUGAUCUGCCUUCUUGCAAUCCCGCUGCAUCCCAAAAUCAGUAGGAAAAUACCAAAAAAAAAUAUGGUAAAUCCGAAAAUUAACUAAAAAAGAAACAGCGCCCGUCCCAGUGUACAUAGACCUGGCAUCAUCACCAUUGGAGAAGCAUUAUGGGUAUGGUAUCCACGUGACCUCCUUUGGACCAUCCGGGCAUCUGAACAUAAUGUCAUCACCAUUGUCAUUAAUACUGUGUGAUUUCAGGCGCUCCUUGUGGACCUUGAACAUUGUUGACCAGUGACUUUUUACUGGCCAAUGUCAGACUGAACUGACCAGUGUUUCAUGUAUAUGUACAGCCAUUGUGUAAUUUGGAAUUUUGGACGUUAUUAUAGAGGAGGAGAGAAACUGUGUAUUUUAAUGUGUUAAGACAUUAGAAACCUACACACAAUUUGUUAUGAAGAGUGGUGAAUAUUCGUGGAGGUGAUUAACUGAAAUAUGGACAAUGUCAAGCAUAGAGAAGGUGUUUUAACUGAAAUUAAUGUUGCAAUGAAUUAUAUGUUAUAAAAUGUGUCUAUAAAGGAGAUAACAUUACUUUUGCAAACAUGUUCAUUAAACUGUUUUAGUUAGUAUUUGUGUCUAAAGUUUGUGCAUGAUUUAUAACUGUCUAUAUGCAAUAUUAAAUGCUGAUUUUGUACAGUUCAUAUUUUAUGUGCAACUUACUUUUUCUGUGCUUACAAGUUCUCUUGAAAAUGUAAAAAAAAAAUAAAAGUUUUGUAUAGAUUAAAACAUUGUAUAAAAAGUUAAAGAAAAAAAAAUAAACAUAAAUAUGUACAAAUAAA
Molecule: messenger RNA, 1484 nt
Organism: Mercenaria mercenaria
Lineage: Eukaryota; Metazoa; Mollusca; Bivalvia; Venerida; Veneridae
Product: growth arrest and DNA damage-inducible protein GADD45 alpha-like
Exons: 4
Coding region: 197-673 (158 amino acids)
Biological process (GO): regulation of cell cycle
Cellular component (GO): cytoplasm; nucleus
Source: RefSeq, a predicted model, not a curated record